Molecule: messenger RNA, 3234 nt
Organism: Sphaerodactylus townsendi
Lineage: Eukaryota; Metazoa; Chordata; Lepidosauria; Squamata; Sphaerodactylidae
Gene: TXNRD1
Product: thioredoxin reductase 1
Exons: 17
Coding region: 220-1956 (578 amino acids)
Biological process (GO): cellular response to oxidative stress; cell redox homeostasis; glutathione metabolic process
Cellular component (GO): mitochondrion; cytosol
Molecular function (GO): flavin adenine dinucleotide binding; thioredoxin-disulfide reductase (NADPH) activity; glutathione-disulfide reductase (NADPH) activity
Source: RefSeq, a predicted model, not a curated record
GGCAGGGUGGUCUUGCCCUUUGGAGGGUCUCCGCCCGCAGCGCCACCCAACCCCCAGCAGCUCCGGAGCGGCGAGGCAAGUCCUACCUCAGCAAAAGAAGAUUAUCACCAUGCUCUUCAAGAGACACCCAAAACUUGCUACACAAAACCUCCUGUAGUUUAUGACUCAAAGAAGGAUUUGAAAUUAAAGAUCCAGGCCCUCAUAGAUAAAAACAAUGUUAUGAUCUUCAGCGACUCCACUUGCAAGCUCUGUUCUCAGGUGAAGGCGCUGUUCAGAUCCAUGAAUGUUUCCUAUUUUUCUCUUGAACUGGACCAGACAGAACAUGGGCUGCGACUGAAAGAAGCCUUGUAUGAACUCGCCAUGCAGACCUCACUGCCCCUCGUGUAUGUUCGACAAAACCAAGUCGGAGGCUAUGACCAAACUUUACAGGCACACAAGGGAGGAAAACUUAAAAAGAUGCUUGAAAUUAAUGGCCAAGCAGAAGGACAUUCUUAUGACUAUGAUCUGAUUGUCAUCGGAGGGGGCUCUGGUGGACUGGCUGCUUCCAAGGAAGCUGCCAAGCUGGGCAAGAAGGUAAUGGUGCUGGAUUUUGUUGUCCCUACUCCUUUGGGAACUAGGUGGGGUCUUGGAGGAACUUGUGUCAACGUAGGUUGCAUCCCUAAAAAGCUCAUGCACCAGACAGCUUUGCUUGGACAAGCCAUAUCUGAUGCUCCCAAGUUUGGGUGGCAGUUGGAGCCCAAAGUAGAUCACAGCUGGGAGACCAUGACAGAAGCGGUUCAGAAUUACAUUGGCUCUCUGAACUGGGGCUACCGGGUAGCUCUCCGAGAUAAUAAAGUUACAUAUGAAAACGCUUAUGGAGAAUUUGUUGGGCUUCACAGGAUUAAGGCAACAAAUAACAAAGGGGAAGUGAAGUUUUAUACAGCAGAGAGAUUUCUGAUUGCCACUGGAGAAAGGCCCCGUUAUCUAGGCAUCAAUGGAGACAAGAAAUAUUGCAUCACGAGCGAUGAUCUGUUCUCCCUGCAUUACUGCCCAGGAAAGACGUUGGUGGUUGGAGCUUCCUAUGUUGCCCUUGAGUGUGCAGGAUUUCUUGCUGGUCUUGGUUUAGAUGUGACUGUGAUGGUGCGCUCCAUUCUCCUAAGAGGUUUUGAUCAGGAUAUGGCAAACAAAAUAGGGGAGUACAUGGAAGGGCAUGGCAUCAAGUUCAUUAAGAAAUAUGUGCCCACCAAGAUUGAACAGAUCAAGGAAGGAACUCCUGGGAUACUAAAAGUUACAGCUAAACAUACCGAAGACUCAAAGAUUAUUGAAGGGGAAUACAACACAGUGUUGCUAGCCAUAGGGAGGGAUUCGUGCACAAGAAAAAUUGGCUUGGAGAGAAUCGGAGUGAAGAUCAAUGAGAAAACAGGCAAAAUCCCUGUCAAUGAUGAAGAACAAACUAACGUGCCGUAUAUCUAUGCCAUCGGAGACGUAUUGGAAGGCAAACCAGAACUCACACCGGUGGCGAUUCAAGCGGGUAGGCUGUUGGUACGGAGGCUGUAUGGUGGAUCACCUGUAAAGUGUGACUAUGUGAAUGUUGCAACCACAGUGUUCACCCCACUGGAAUAUGGAGCCUGUGGCUAUUCAGAAGAAAAAGCCAUAGAAAAAUUUGGAGCAGACAACAUUGAGGUUUAUCACAGUUAUUAUUGGCCGUUGGAAUGGACUGUCCCAUCCCGAGAUAACAAUAAAUGCUAUGCAAAAAUCAUUUGCCACAUACCCAAUAAGGAGCGUGUUAUUGGUUUUCAUGUGCUUGGUCCAAAUGCUGGCGAAAUUACCCAGGGAUUUGCAGCAGCCAUAAAGUGUGGAAUGACAAAAGAACAGUUGGACAGCACAAUAGGAAUUCAUCCGGUCUGUGCAGAGGUAUUUACCAGCUUGUCAGUGACAAAGCGCUCUGGUGGAAACGUUCUUCAGUCUGGAUGCUGAGGUUAAGCCCCCCCAUCUGUUGUUGUGGUUGCCAAAAACUGGCCUUCGUCACCAUUGCUGAUUUGUCAAAAGUGAGAGGAUGCAGCUAGAAGCAAACUCUUCAUCAGUUUUGUGAGCAAAGCAUGUGAAGAAACUGUCAGAAUGCUAUUGGUGAUAGAAUGGCAACCAACGCAACAGUGGGGCCGAAUCCUGUCAGCCUGCUUGGCAUGGCAUUGUCAAGAUGCUUCCAUGAAGUCACAGUCUAAAACCAGUGUUUUCUGGUAGACAGUGAUGGAAAGACUGCCGGCGCAAGCUUGACGCAAACUCUUUCUCCUUCUGGACGAAGAGCUUCCUCAGACUCUUAUUUUAUUUUUGCUUCCUCAGUUCGUUACCAUGGAAUUUCCAACAAACAAAGUAGGUGGCAGCAUAUCUGCACACCUGCUUCUAUGGAUCCAUAUUCUGUCUCUGGAUUUUUAGAGAUCAGGAUCUAAAUGUGUCUCACCAAAUGGUUCUAAGAAGCAAAAUACUUUCUCUUCAUCUACCUAUUUUUAGUUUGCCCAGAGCAACACAUUGGAAUUAAAUUCUACACAUCACUGUUGUUCAUUUUUAGAAACAACGUCUUACAAUCACAGAAAUGACAGCUAUGUUCUGUCACGCUGCAAGUGACGUUUCUUUUUUCAGUAACACUAGCCUUAUUUAUAACUGUGUUUUGGGAUACCUUAUCAAUGUUUUCAGGAAUACUGUUCCAGUUGUUCUUAAAUUGUAUCAAUAUUUAAUGAAAGCAAGAGUAAAACAUUUUUGAGUGUGUUGAAAAUUAGCAUGAUCUCUUAAAACCUGCUGUCUCAAAUAUCCCUUCUCCUCCCCCAUCACCUGUUUGCCUGUUGUUUGAUAAGAAGUGUUUUGAGGAAUGGCAGCUCCCUUCACUCUGUGAUUACUAUGUCAUUACCAUGGAAACCAGCUGUCCACAGUCUGCAUCUCUUUAUGUAUUGUCUGGGAUAAACUCUUAAAAGUAUCCUGUGCAACAAUUGUAACUUGGUUCAAGAGGUUGAUUCCUGUAUUGCCUUCCUACCUAGAGAGAAUGCUAACUGAAGUACUCAGCAGAAAUGGGCAGACUCCUUUAGACCAUCCAACCUAUACAGCUAUCAGUGAUCAGAUGCAGAGAUUUACUAUUUGCUCCUGGAGAAGACUGCUGCCAUCCCAGAUUGAAAGAAGUGUUUUUGCCUGAAAGUAGUGAUCUAUGAAAUUUAUGAAUAAGCUUUUGGGUCACAGAAAAUAAAUGUAGACGCUCCGGUACUAAAA